AUGCCGUCCCGAACGCAAUCAUCCAGCCUCAUCUGGACUCUGGCCGCGGCCUCUGUCUCGCUUUUCGCUACGGGAGCCUCAGCCGAGACGGUCCUGGGUGCAUACAUUUUCUCUCGCCAUGGAGACCGUACAUCAAAGUCUACUCCUCCAACUGUCCUGACGGACCUGGGCUACAGCCAAGUCUACAUGACCGGCCAGUACUACCGAGACAGAUACCUUUCCGACUCAUCAGCAUCCCAGAUACAAGGGAUCAACCCGGACAUUGUCACGCCAGCUCAAUUGACUGCCCUUGCCCCUGCGGAUCAGGUCCUACAGAAUUCCGCAACUGCUUUUUUCCAAGCACUUUACCCGCCAGCGGGUAGCGUUGCAAAGACAACCCUUCGAAACGGAACGGACAUCGAGGCUCCCAUGAACGGAUAUCAAUUGGUCGCCCUGGAGCAAACCAAGGCUGGCGGAAACAGCGAAAAUCUUGCCUGGCUGCAGAGCGCCAGCAAAUGCCAGAAUGCCAAAAUCAGUAGCAACAGCUAUUUUUCGUCCGCGCCGUAUAACGAAUUGUUAGGUUCGACCGCCGACUUCUAUAAGUCGCUCACUCCUAUGAUCAAGGACACCUUUUCGGAAGAUGAGAUCAGUUAUAAGAACGCAUAUACCAUUUUUGACUUGCUGAAUGUCGCAUCCAUCCACAACUCAAGCGAUAGCUUCCCUUCCUCCGAGCUUCUCACCGAUUCCGUCUAUUCCCGCUUACUGGACCUCGCCAACGUGCACCAAUUCAAUCUGGCAUACAACGAGUCAGACCAAAUUCGUGCAGUCAGCGGCUCCGUCUUAGCGGGCGAGAUCCUCACCGCGUUUGAGGAAUUCAUCUCUUCCAAGGGCGAUGCCAGCAAGCUCAAUGUCCAAUUCGGUGCAUAUGCCACUUUCCUCUCCUUUUUCGGCCUCACCCAACUUCCAAAGGCCCACAACGACUUCAAUGGUAUCCCAGACUACGCGUCGACCAUGGCCUUUGAGCUUGUGACCAACGCAUCUACUUCAUCUUUCCCCGACGCUUCUGAUAUUAGCGUUCGAUUCCUCUUCCACAAUGGCACCAUCUCACCUGGAAACAAACCAUCCGAAUUCGCUCUCUUCAAUCAACCCAAAACCGUUCUGAGUUGGUCUGAAUUCACCAGUCAAAUGGAGAAAAUCAGCCUGGUGUCUCAGGAGGCGUGGUGCACUGCUUGCGGUGGCACAUCUGGCGACUGUGCCUCGAGCAAUGCUGGUCCCAAGCCAAACGCAACCACCCAUGACGGAAGCCUGUCCACAGCCCAAGCUGGCGUCGUGGGUGCGAUGGUUACCCUAGGUGUCAUUCUUGCUGCCCAGUCGUUAUUUAUGUUGGUUGGCGGUUUCAGAUUCGUGCGAAGAUCUAACAUUGUUAAGAUCAGCGAGCUGCCGGAGAAGAAUGUGGCAUAA
Molecule: messenger RNA, 1440 nt
Organism: Uncinocarpus reesii 1704
Lineage: Eukaryota; Fungi; Ascomycota; Eurotiomycetes; Onygenales; Onygenaceae
Exons: 1
Coding region: 1-1440 (479 amino acids)
Biological process (GO): dephosphorylation
Molecular function (GO): phosphatase activity
Source: RefSeq, a predicted model, not a curated record